AUGGUUUACGUGCCGUACGUAAACGAGGCUCUGGGUGCUACUGCUGAUACCAUCAAGUAUUUGUUGUCGUCCGGAAGAAGCACAUCGUCCAAGCCUGUGGCAGUUAUUACGAACGUAAUCCAACCGUCUCAUUGUAGCAUGCUUGUCCGUUUGGCCGGUCUCUCUGGUGCGCUGGCGGUUCUGUGUGGCGCUUAUGGAUCCCAUGGUACGUUUGAGUUGCUUGCUCCGGAAGUAUCCAUCUAA
This is a messenger RNA of Echinostoma caproni, 243 nucleotides long. Lineage: Eukaryota; Metazoa; Platyhelminthes; Trematoda; Plagiorchiida; Echinostomatidae. The record is from the annotation of a GenBank genome assembly.